Messenger RNA from Otolemur garnettii (small-eared galago), 9118 nucleotides. RefSeq names its product spectrin beta, non-erythrocytic 1 (gene SPTBN1). Lineage: Eukaryota; Metazoa; Chordata; Mammalia; Primates; Galagidae. Gene Ontology annotation, molecular function: actin filament binding; structural constituent of cytoskeleton; phospholipid binding. The coding region runs from base 420 to 6887 and encodes 2155 amino acids. Gene Ontology annotation, cellular component: plasma membrane; spectrin; cortical actin cytoskeleton. The record is from RefSeq and is a predicted model, not a curated record. The transcript has 31 exons. Gene Ontology annotation, biological process: actin cytoskeleton organization; protein localization to plasma membrane.
GGUGUGUGCGCUGCUCCCGCGAGCUCCCAGGCUCGGCGGCCGCGGCACGCCUAGGAUUGGCCGUAUUUUUAACAAAUUUUUAACUAGGAUUUGCGUCUCUCUGCUUCUCUCCCUCCUUACUUCCUCUAUAACUGAUUGCGAGCUUCUAGGCAAGGGCCACAGAAGGAAGGAGAGCAACGAGGAAUUAGAUCCUUGAGUGGUAACUCCUCGCUGGGCUAAGGUGGACUCUCCUGCAGCCAACUUCCUAUCAGAUCUCCCUGCUGGACUUUCAGACCGGAAUGGGGCUCGCUUAAGGUCCAGCCCUUUCCACCGGGGCGGGAGCCCAGCCGCGCGGAAGCUGCUGAGUGUUGGAUGGGGAUAGGAGGGGGCCAGAGCGGGAUUUACGCGGUGCAGCCCGCCCGGGCGUUACGCCGGGCAUAAUGGAAUUGCAGAGGACGUCUAGCAUCUCUGGGCCGCUGUCGCCAGGGUACACUGGGCAGGUGCCUUACAACUACAAUCAGCUAGAAGGGAGAUUCAAGCAGCUCCAAGAUGAACGCGAAGCCGUGCAGAAGAAGACCUUCACUAAGUGGGUCAAUUCCCACCUUGCCCGAGUGUCCUGCCGCAUCACUGACCUGUACACUGACCUUCGAGAUGGACGGAUGCUCAUCAAGCUGCUGGAGGUCCUCUCGGGAGAGAGACUGCCCAAACCCACCAAGGGGCGAAUGCGCAUUCACUGUCUGGAGAAUGUGGACAAGGCACUUCAGUUCCUGAAGGAGCAGAGAGUCCAUCUUGAGAACAUGGGGUCCCACGACAUCGUGGAUGGGAACCACCGGCUGACCCUUGGCCUCAUCUGGACCAUCAUCCUGCGCUUCCAGAUCCAGGAUAUCAGUGUGGAAACUGAAGACAACAAAGAGAAGAAAUCUGCCAAGGAUGCGUUGCUGCUGUGGUGCCAGAUGAAGACAGCUGGGUACCCCAAUGUCAACAUUCACAAUUUCACCACUAGCUGGAGGGACGGCAUGGCCUUCAAUGCGCUGAUCCACAAACACCGGCCUGACCUGAUAGAUUUUGACAAACUAAAGAAAUCCAAUGCACACUACAACCUGCAGAAUGCAUUUAACCUGGCAGAGCAGCACCUGGGCCUCACCAAACUGCUGGACCCGGAAGACAUCAGCGUGGACCACCCUGAUGAGAAGUCCAUUAUCACUUAUGUGGUGACUUAUUACCACUACUUCUCUAAGAUGAAGGCCUUGGCUGUUGAAGGAAAACGAAUUGGAAAGGUGCUUGACAAUGCUAUUGAAACAGAAAAAAUGAUCGAAAAGUAUGAAUCACUUGCCUCCGACCUUCUCGAGUGGAUUGAACAAACCAUCAUCAUUCUGAACAAUCGAAAAUUUGCCAAUUCACUGGUCGGGGUUCAGCAACAGCUUCAGGCAUUCAACACUUACCGCACUGUGGAGAAACCACCCAAAUUUACAGAGAAGGGGAACUUGGAAGUGCUGCUUUUCACUAUUCAGAGCAAGAUGAGGGCCAACAACCAGAAGGUCUACAUGCCCCGGGAGGGGAAGCUCAUCUCUGAUAUUAACAAGGCCUGGGAAAGACUGGAAAAAGCGGAACAUGAGAGAGAACUGGCCCUGCGAAACGAGCUCAUACGUCAGGAGAAACUGGAACAGCUCGCCCGCAGAUUCGAUCGCAAGGCAGCUAUGAGGGAGACUUGGCUGAGUGAAAACCAGCGUCUGGUGUCUCAGGACAACUUCGGGUUUGACCUUCCUGCAGUUGAGGCCGCCACAAAAAAGCACGAGGCCAUCGAGACAGACAUUGCCGCAUACGAGGAGCGUGUGCAGGCUGUGGUGGCCGUGGCCAGGGAGCUCGAGGCAGAGAAUUACCAUGACAUCAAGCGCAUCACAGCGAGGAAGGACAAUGUCAUCCGGCUCUGGGAAUACCUACUGGAGCUGCUCAGGGCCCGGAGGCAGCGGCUCGAGAUGAACCUGGGGCUGCAGAAGAUUUUCCAGGAAAUGCUCUACAUUAUGGACUGGAUGGAUGAAAUGAAGGUGCUAUUACUGUCUCAAGACUAUGGCAAGCACUUGCUCGGUGUGGAAGACCUGCUACAGAAGCACGCUCUGGUUGAAGCAGACAUUGGCAUCCAGGCAGAGCGGGUGAGAGGUGUCAAUGCCUCUGCCCAGAAGUUUGCAACAGAUGGGGAAGGUUACAAGCCCUGCGACCCUCAGGUGAUCCGGGACCGCGUGGCCCACAUGGAGUUCUGUUAUCAAGAGCUUUGCCAGCUUGCAGCUGAGCGCCGGGCCCGCCUGGAAGAGUCCCGCCGCCUCUGGAAGUUCUUCUGGGAGAUGGCUGAGGAGGAAGGCUGGAUAAGAGAGAAGGAGAAGAUCCUGUCCUCCGACGAUUAUGGGAAGGACCUGACCAGUGUCAUGCGCCUGCUCAGCAAGCACCGGGCAUUCGAGGACGAGAUGAGUGGCCGCAGCGGCCACUUCGAGCAGGCCAUCAAGGAAGGUGAAGACAUGAUCGCCGAGGAGCACUUUGGGUCGGAGAAGAUCCGUGAAAGGAUCAUUUACAUCCGGGAGCAGUGGGCCAACCUGGAGCAGCUCUCCGCCAUUCGGAAGAAACGCCUGGAGGAGGCCUCGCUGCUGCACCAGUUCCAGGCCGAUGCCGAUGACAUCGACGCCUGGAUGCUGGACAUCCUCAAGAUCGUUUCCAGCAGUGACGUCGGCCACGACGAAUACUCCACGCAGUCUCUGGUCAAGAAACACAAGGAUGUGGCGGAAGAGAUCGCCAACUACAGACCCACCAUCGACACACUGCACGAGCAGGCCGGCGCCCUCCCCCAGGAGCACGCAGAGUCUCCGGACGUGCAGGGCAGGCUGUCCGGCAUCGAGGAGCGCUACAAGGAGGUGGCGGAGUUGACGCGGCUGAGGAAGCAGGCGCUCCAGGACACCCUGGCUCUCUACAAGAUGUUCAGUGAGGCUGAUGCCUGUGAGCUCUGGAUCGAUGAGAAGGAGCAGUGGCUCAACAACAUGCAGAUCCCAGAGAAGCUGGAGGACCUGGAGGUCAUCCAACACAGAUUUGAGAGCCUCGAACCGGAAAUGAACAACCAGGCCUCCCGGGUGGCAGUGGUGAACCAGAUCGCACGCCAGCUGAUGCACAGUGGCCACCCGAGUGAGAAGGAAAUCAAAGCCCAGCAGGACAAACUCAACACGAGGUGGAGCCAGUUCAGAGAACUGGUCGACAGGAAGAAGGAUGCUCUUCUGUCUGCCCUGAGCAUCCAGAACUACCACCUCGAGUGCAAUGAGACCAAAUCCUGGAUUCGGGAAAAGACCAAGGUUAUUGAGUCGACCCAGGACCUGGGUAACGACCUGGCCGGCGUCAUGGCCCUGCAGCGCAAGCUGACCGGCAUGGAGCGGGACUUGGUGGCCAUAGAGGCGAAGCUGAGCGACCUGCAGAAGGAGGCAGAGAAGCUGGAGUCUGAGCACCCAGACCAGGCCCAAGCUAUCCUGUCUCGGCUGGCCGAGAUCAGCGACGUGUGGGAGGAGAUGAAGACCACCCUGAAGAACCGAGAGGCCUCCCUGGGAGAGGCCAGCAAGCUGCAGCAGUUCCUGCGGGACUUGGAUGACUUCCAGUCCUGGCUCUCCAGGACCCAGACAGCCAUCGCCUCAGAAGACAUGCCUAACACCCUGACGGAGGCAGAGAAGCUUCUCACGCAGCACGAGAACAUCAAAAACGAGAUUGACAACUACGAGGAGGAUUACCAGAAGAUGAGGGACAUGGGCGAGAUGGUCACCCAGGGCCAGACUGACGCCCAGUACAUGUUCCUGCGGCAGCGGCUACAGGCGUUGGACACCGGCUGGAACGAACUCCACAAAAUGUGGGAGAACCGGCAGAAUCUUCUCUCCCAGUCGCACGCCUACCAGCAGUUCCUCAGAGACACAAAGCAAGCCGAGGCCUUUCUCAACAACCAGGAGUAUGUUUUGGCUCAUACUGAAAUGCCCACCACCUUGGAAGGAGCUGAAGCAGCUAUUAAGAAACAGGAGGACUUCAUGACUACCAUGGACGCCAAUGAGGAGAAGAUCAAUGGUGUUGUGGAGACGGGCCGGAGGCUGGUGAGCGACGGGAACAUCAACUCAGAUCGCAUCCAGGAGAAGGUGGAUUCUAUUGACGACAGACACAGGAAGAAUCGUGAGGCAGCCAGUGAACUUCUGAUGAGACUGAAGGACAACAGGGAUCUUCAGAAAUUCCUGCAAGAUUGUCAAGAGCUGUCUCUCUGGAUCAAUGAAAAGAUGCUGACAGCCCAGGACAUGUCUUACGAUGAAGCCAGAAAUCUGCACAGUAAAUGGUUGAAGCAUCAAGCAUUUAUGGCAGAACUCGCAUCCAACAAGGAGUGGCUUGACAAAAUUGAGAAGGAAGGAAUGCAGCUCAUUUCAGAAAAGCCCGAGACAGAAGCUGUGGUGAAGGAUAAACUCACUGGUUUACAUAAAAUGUGGGAAGUCCUUGAAUCCACCACCCAGACCAAGGCCCAGCGGCUCUUUGAUGCAAACAAGGCUGAACUUUUCACCCAGAGCUGUGCAGAUCUAGACAAAUGGCUGCAUGGCCUGGAGAGUCAGAUUCAAUCUGAUGACUAUGGCAAAGACCUUACCAGCGUCAACAUUCUUCUGAAAAAGCAGCAGAUGCUGGAGAACCAGAUGGAAGUUCGAAAGAAGGAGAUCGAAGAACUCCAGAGCCAAGCCCAGGCCCUCAGCCAGGAGGGAAAGAGCACGGACGAGGUGGACAGCAAGCGCCUCACUGUGCAGACCAAGUUCAUGGAGUUGCUGGAGCCCUUGAACGAAAGGAAGCAUAACCUGCUGGCUUCCAAAGAGAUUCAUCAGUUCAAUAGGGACGUGGAGGACGAGAUCUUGUGGGUUGGAGAGAGGAUGCCUUUGGCAACUUCCACCGAUCACGGUCACAACCUCCAGACUGUGCAGCUGUUAAUAAAGAAAAAUCAGACUCUCCAGAAAGAAAUCCAGGGGCACCAGCCUCGCAUCGAUGACAUCUUUGAGAGGAGCCAGAACAUUGUGACAGACAGCAGCAGCCCCAGCGCUGAGACCAUCAGACAGAGGCUCGCCGACCUGAAGCACCUGUGGGCUCUCCUCAUCGAGGAGGCAGAGAAGCGCCACAGGCGGCUGGAGGAGGCGCACAAGGCCCAGCAGUACUACUUUGACGCGGCCGAGGCUGAAGCGUGGAUGAGCGAGCAGGAGCUGUACAUGAUGUCUGAGGAGAAGGCCAAGGAUGAACAGAGCGCUGUCUCCAUGUUGAAGAAGCACCAGAUCCUGGAGCAAGCUGUGGAGGAUUAUGCAGAGACGGUGCAUCAGCUCUCCAAAACCAGCCGGGCCCUGGUGGCUGACAGCCACCCUGAAAGUGAGCGCAUCAGUAUGCGGCAGUCCAAAGUGGAUAAGCUGUACGCCGGCCUGAAGGACCUCGCGGAAGAGAGGAGAGGGAAGCUGGACGAGAGGCACAGGUUAUUCCAGCUCAACCGGGAGGUGGACGACCUGGAGCAGUGGAUCGCCGAGAGGGAGGUGGUCGCAGGGUCCCACGAGCUGGGGCAGGACUACGAGCACGUCACGAUGUUACAAGAGCGAUUCCGAGAAUUUGCCCGCGACACAGGGAACAUCGGGCAAGAACGUGUGGACACAGUCAAUCACAUGGCAGAUGACCUCAUCAACUCUGGACACUCCGAUGCCGCUACCAUCGCCGAGUGGAAGGACGGCCUCAAUGAAGCCUGGGCUGACCUCCUAGAGCUCAUCGACACAAGAACACAGAUUCUUGCAGCCUCCUAUGAACUCCAUAAGUUUUACCAUGAUGCCAAGGAGAUCUUUGGGCGCAUACAGGACAAACACAAGAAACUUCCUGAGGAGCUUGGGAGAGAUCAGAACACAGUGGAGACCUUACAGAGAAUGCACACUACAUUUGAGCAUGACAUCCAGGCUCUGGGCACUCAGGUGAGGCAGCUGCAAGAGGACGCGGCCCGCCUCCAAGCAGCCUAUGCGGGUGACAAGGCCGACGACAUCCAGAAGCGGGAGAACGAGGUCCUGGAAGCCUGGAAGUCCCUGUUGGAUGCCUGCGAGGGCCGCAGAGUGCGACUGGUGGACACAGGGGACAAAUUCCGCUUCUUCAGCAUGGUGCGCGACCUCAUGCUCUGGAUGGAGGAUGUCAUCCGGCAGAUCGAAGCCCAGGAGAAGCCAAGGGAUGUAUCGUCUGUUGAACUAUUAAUGAAUAAUCAUCAAGGUAUCAAAGCUGAAAUUGAUGCUCGGAAUGACAGUUUCACAACCUGUAUUGAACUUGGGAAAUCCUUGUUGGCAAGAAAACACUACGCAUCUGAGGAGAUCAAAGAAAAGUUACUGCAGUUGACAGAAAAGAGAAAAGAAAUGAUCGACAAGUGGGAAGACCGAUGGGAAUGGCUAAGACUGAUUUUGGAGGUCCAUCAGUUCUCAAGAGACGCCAGUGUGGCCGAAGCCUGGCUGCUUGGACAGGAGCCGUACCUAUCCAGCCGAGAAAUCGGCCAGAGUGUGGACGAGGUGGAGAAGCUCAUCAAGCGCCACGAGGCCUUUGAAAAGUCCGCAGCGACCUGGGAUGAGAGGUUCUCUGCCCUGGAAAGGCUGACAACAUUGGAGUUACUGGAAGUGCGCAGACAGCAAGAGGAAGAGGAGAGGAAGAGGCGGCCACCUUCACCGGAGCCAAGCACGAAGGUUUCAGAGGAGGCCGAGUCCCAGCAGCAGUGGGAUACUUCAAAAGGAGAGCAAGUUUCCCAGAACGGUUUGCCGGCUGAACAGGGAUCUCCACGGGUUAGUUACCGCUCUCAAACCUACCAAAACUACAAAAAUUUUAAUAGCAGACGGACAGCCAGUGACCAGCCAUGGUCUGGACUGUGAAGUUCACUACCAUUUGUCAAGAACCACCCUUUUCAAAUCCUGUCGGUUUUGACUUUUCAGCUUCCACUUCAACCAAAAUGUUAAAAAAUUUUACUUAAUUCAUAGCCUUCCUUGGUUCCAUAUUUGUUUGCAUUUAUUUAAUUCAUGUUUAUUUGAGCCUCUUAACUGAUGGAUGCCCAGUGGCCUUAAAGCAACAUACUUAAUUUUUGUUUAUUUAUUGUGAGUUUUCAAUUUUAUUAAGAUUUUGCAGCGAUAACCCUUACAUGAGUAAUUGAAAUGAAAUUAAAUGAGAUUACAGCAUAAUGAAGAAGAAAACUAGAAUCUUAACAGGUACGACACAUCCAGUUAUACUAACAGGGCACAGCACGGUGCUGUAUGUAGCCCCCUUUAGAGAUGUUAUUAACCUGCAGUAGUUUCCUCGUGACCAGGAAGACUGGUGAAUGAGGAAGGAGACGUUCAAUGCUAAGAUGAAAGCCACAAGUCAGCUGUGUAACAUUCCAUAAAGGAUGCAUUCUUGUAGUGAAAGUGACAAAAAAAAGAAGUCUGAUAUAUUCUGGAUGCUAUUCUAAUUCGGGGCAUACAGUCUCAAAUGUUUUAGAGACCCUUGGGUCAUCAUUACUUUUUAUAGACCAGCCCCUCUCUUUCCUGCCAAGUCCCGAAUUGAGAACUGCAGGCUUAGAGCAGAUGCUGCAGCCAGCCUCGGGAGUAAAGUGCCCACUGAGGACAGCCGCCACCUCUGGUUGCUGUCAGUACCAUGGGGAUGAGGGAUGCAGCAGGUGAGAACAGUUCUCAGUGUGUUUGGGAGGCCUGCCUACCAGGCCUGUCCACUCAGUCCGUGACUUCAGGGUGUCAAAGUGUUUUAAUUUUCCAAACAAAUGGAACAAAAGCCAUUCUGGUUCAUCCUGAUUACUUGAAUGUUGGACCGGGCCUAGGAGCACUUGCUUGCCUCCUGGCUGCAUAGGUCAUUCUAGUGUCUCUGCAGACAGAAACUUCCUGUACGUCUCAGACGAAUCUUCUGAUUCGUUAUUUAUUUUCUUAAGACUUGUUGUGGAAUUCGCCGAGUGUUUUAGGAUGGCAUUUAUCCUACAUUUAGGCUACAAGCAGGGAUUGAAAGUAUCUUAACAGAAAUCCUUUCCCUUAGAAAUAAAAGCUAGUGAAAGAGGUGAUUUCCUGGUACUGAUAAAGACGAAACCAAAUCCAUUAACUACAUCAAAGCCUUGUGAGACAUUCACUUGCUCAUUUGCCAUAUUUAGAUGUGUUAGUAGAAUCAGAAACCUGUUUUGAUAUGUGUUCUCCAUGAGUUAAGUCUAAUUUGUCUUUUUAUUUCAUGAUGCAUGUCUUUUUUUUUUCUUUUGUCAGGAUAACAUCAUAUAGCAUCUUGUUUGUUUUUCCUUAUCUCUAUGUACAUAUCUAUGUACAUAUCUAUCUACUUGAGAUUGUAGAUAGGUAUAUAGAUAGAUGCCAAGCUUCUUAUGUUCUGGGAGUAGCGUGCACCAUGACUGAGUCUCUGCCUUACACACCAAAAUUCAUGUUAGAAAAAAACUGCUGCUUGGUCUUUGAUCAUUAGAAAGCCCUGACGUUUCUGGCUCCAAAUUACAUACUGUGUGUCAUUGAUCUGUAUGUAUAUAUGUGAUGUUUUCAUAUAUAUGUAUAUGUUUUUAAAUUUUGUAUCAUCAGGAAAGAUACCCAAUUUUAUGCUUUUUGUAUUUAGAAGGAUCCUCUCCCCAAGAAGGACCCACAGAAGCACACAGGAAGGCCAUACUGUGAUGCUUUUAGCGUUUGCUCUCGUACCUAUUUUUAUCUAGAUUUUUAAAUUAUACCUUCCCAGAACAAAUUUUAAUUACAAUUGGAUUGCUUUGGAAGAAGAAAAACACUUUCCAUUGUUUUGAGUGGUGGUGCAGAGACUCAGGUUAAUGAGUAGUUGACAGUAGUGUUGCUUGGUGGUGCACCUUGAAAACCAAUCAGGGGUUUCCUGUGCUACUAGUUGUCACAUUACAUUUAUAUGUUCACCUCCUGAUUUAAGUAUCUCGGGCAUGCCCGGCCACUAAAGCGCUCUGGACUAAUGGCUAAAGAGAAGCAACGUGGGGUGGGGUGGGGAGGGGGGGCAUAUUCACAUGUACCCAUCAUUGAUCGGAGCGCUAUGAUUUGCUUUUGAUGUUUGUCUCUAGUGGUGUGUUGUCUGUUGGCAUGCUUAAAGCACAUGUCCAUUAAAAUUCAUUUUGUUUCUUUUA